Molecule: messenger RNA, 1706 nt
Organism: Maniola jurtina (meadow brown)
Lineage: Eukaryota; Metazoa; Arthropoda; Insecta; Lepidoptera; Nymphalidae
Exons: 3
Coding region: 241-1674 (477 amino acids)
Source: RefSeq, a predicted model, not a curated record
CUGAGCAGGGGUUUCCCGGAAUUUUUGAGUUUUGACUUUUGAUUUCCUUUCCGGACAGUAAUUUAAUUUAUCACGAUAUUAAAAGAAUAAGAGAAUAACGAGAAUAGGAUUAGUCAUUACAGAAUUACAGAGAAUCAACAAAAAAAAAAUGACAUGAAACUUGCAAGUGUUCUGGAUCCAUUUGUAACAAAUAAAACUGAAGUAGUUAUAUCUUGAAAUAAGCAGAUUUAUCGAAGUGCCAUGGAUACAAAAAAUCCACACCAACCGGAAAUUAAAGAAUGGAGUGACAGCAGGUGUCUCGAAAUUGCUUCACAAGACCAAUUCCCGGCAGCUGUCAAAGAACUUAAGGUCCAGAGAAACAUUAUCAGCCGUUACCUUAAUUUUUAUUUGGGUGGAAAGAUUCAAAAAGGGUUAAAUGCUAGGGAUCUUACAUUGGCGGUGGUAGCCAUUAUGCCAAUCUCCUCAAGCUCUGAAGAAUUUAUAUGGCCUGAAUCAGAAUACAGUGAGAAUGGUAACUUAUUUUUUUUAACACCAGAUGACAAAUUAAAGUACGAUCUAAAUAAAGUGUUAGAGAAGAGGAACAAUGAAAAGGAUCAAUUGAACAAUGAACAGGGUGCUAAUCAAUUAGAUAUCGAUGUAGAUGAAUGUAUGAACAAAGUAGACGAUGAUAUCACCAACAAUAAUUCUGAAACAGAUCAUGACUCAGAAAAUGAAGAGGAAACUAGCUCUGAACAAGAAACUACAAAAGACCAGGAAAAUGGCCCAUCAACCAGUGCACCAUCUGGUUCUAAACCUGUACCAAGUAUAACAACCCUACAAUGGUAUAGGUUAAAACGAGAUAAUCCCACUAACCAAAGUCCCGCAAAUGAAACAAUUUAUGGUCCAGUGGAAAAUGCUAAGUUCUGUACUGCAUGUAACAGACUCCUUGAUGCAUGGGAACACAAUAUGAAAGGCAGAAAUUCUUUAAAAUAUUUCUUUGCGAUGGCAGCUUUAUUUGUAAUGAGAGCUAAAGCGAAAACCUUUCAUAAUCUAACAAAAUAUUUCUCCAAGAGUAUUGUUAACCUUUCCCCUUACACUGUACCUCAUAGAGGAUUUUUAAAGAAAAGCUGGAAAGCUUUUCGCGAGACUGAUCGCAGGAAUCAGGUAAUGUUUGCGAAGUUGGUGAUAACUUCACUGAUGCAUCCUACAAGAUUGGGCAACUAUGUACAAAACAAUAUAAUAAAAUAUGCUGUAUUAUCCCAUACAGCUUACUUUGGAAUGGGCAUCAUAAAUAUGUUGCAUCAACUUGCUGUUUUUAAUAAUUCUGAAUUCAAAAUUUUAUUUAAAUCAUUACAUUCAGAUGAGACGGCUGCAUCUUGGAAUAGAGUUAAUGAUUUCUUUAAAAAAUAUUUGAAUAAGGAAGCUGAGCAAUACACUAUCCAUUGGGCUGGUAUCAUUGAGAGUGAGUCGGUCAAACAUCUGUCCUGCAGCAAUAAUUAUGAGCUGGCCGUGGUGAUUGCAGUGUUUGUUGAGAAACUGACAAAUAACUCAGGAGUAUGGCAAUCAGCCUGGGUUGGCAAAGGAAGUCAACUAGAGAAGUGUAAACAGCUUGGGUAUAAGAUGUACAGUGAUUAUCAAACACUGGAAAAAAAAUAUCAAAACUAUACACUUGAAUUAAAAAAAAUAUUAUUUUAAUUAAAUCUUUUCAGUAUGUAUUUUUCACCUAA